Molecule: messenger RNA, 1495 nt
Organism: Oncorhynchus kisutch (coho salmon)
Lineage: Eukaryota; Metazoa; Chordata; Actinopteri; Salmoniformes; Salmonidae
Product: voltage-dependent T-type calcium channel subunit alpha-1H-like
Exons: 5
Coding region: 349-1398 (349 amino acids)
Biological process (GO): calcium ion import across plasma membrane
Cellular component (GO): voltage-gated calcium channel complex; membrane
Molecular function (GO): high voltage-gated calcium channel activity
Source: RefSeq, a predicted model, not a curated record
UCCAACAGAAACGGACGCGUGGGUUUUUCUCUCUCCGCCUGAUCGUUGAUGGAUAUUAUUUUCUCCUACACGGCGCCCACGAACUAACUCACACGGUGACGGUACCACUUCUCUUCCGUUCUGUUUUUUGUUUUGUUUUUGCCUCUUUGGAUUAUUCUUCAUCUCGAGAAAAAAAACGUGAAAUGAAAUAGGGAGAGGAAGUACAAGGAGAAGAUAGAGAGAUAGAGAGAAAGAAAAGCUGGACAUCAGAGCAGGGUUUGGUGCUCCCGCUACACGGCAAGUCACGGACAUGCUUCAGGGAACUUGUAAUUCCAUAUCGAUAAGGGUGGCUCUACCUGGCUCUCUAUCAUGACUGAUGGCGAGGGGAGAGUCCGCUUCCUCUACACCCCCACCUCCUCUACCCCCACCCCCAUCCUCACCCUCACUCCUGCCCUCAACGUCCAGCAGGGAGGGGAGGAAAGGCGGUGCCGUGACGGAGAGGUGAGGGUUCUCAUACCGGCUCCAUUUUACCGGGAACACAACCCACACCCAUCACCGUUUUACCGGGAACACAACCCCCCGAGACGUCACCACCACGACAUCGGCUUCCCUGAUGAUGAUGAGGAAGAGGAAGGAGGCAGCAGCACAUGGAGUCCAGGGCCGGAGGAGGAGGAAGAGGUGGAGGAAAGGGAGGAGGAAGGUGCAGGAGUAGCUGCCCGUUGUGUCCCGGGGCCUCCCGUUGUCGUUACCGGCGGUAGUAGUGGUGGUGGUGUGUUCGGUAACGUGAGGAGGGAGCCAGUAACGGAGCCGGUAACGGAGCCGGUAGACCCAGUGGACCUGCUGUCUGAAGAUGAGGAGCAGCAGCCAUAUCCAGCCCUCGCCCCCGUAGUCUUCUUCUGCAUCAAACAGACAACGCGUCCUCGCAGCUGGUGUCUACGCACGGUCUGUAACCCUUGGUUUGAACACGUCUCCAUGAUAGUGAUUCUCCUGAACUGUGUGACUCUGGGGAUGUACCAACCCUGUGAAGACGUCACCUGUCAGGCAGAGUGGUGCCUCAUACUACAGGUGUUUGAUGACUGUAUCUUUGCGUUUUUCGCGGUGGAGAUGGUCAUUAAGAUGGUGGCUCUGGGGAUCUUCGGUUCUAAGUGUUACCUUGGCGACACUUGGAACCGACUGGACUUCUUCAUUGUCAUGGCAGGGAUGAUGGAGUAUUCUCUGGACGGACACAACGCCAGUCUGUCAGCUAUCAGGACCGUACGGGUUCUGCGGCCGCUCCGGGCAAUCAACAGAGUCCCUAGUGAGUACACACACACUACACUGUCCUUGUUUUUACAGCCUAUAAAUCCUGUGGAUCUCGACCCCCUUGAGCAACAGCGGUUAACCCAUCGUGCCCCUGGGGCGUCGUGUCGAUUACGGUAACCCAUCGUUCCCCUGGGGCGUCGUGUCGAUUACGGUAACCCAUCGUUCCCCUGGGGCGUCGUGUCGAUUACGGUAACCGAUCGUUCCCCCGGGGCGU